Molecule: messenger RNA, 1897 nt
Organism: Scatophagus argus
Lineage: Eukaryota; Metazoa; Chordata; Actinopteri; Scatophagidae
Product: vacuolar protein sorting-associated protein 37B-like
Exons: 4
Coding region: 196-969 (257 amino acids)
Biological process (GO): protein targeting to membrane; ubiquitin-dependent protein catabolic process via the multivesicular body sorting pathway; protein targeting to vacuole
Cellular component (GO): ESCRT I complex
Source: RefSeq, a predicted model, not a curated record
AACGACAAAGACUCCAUGUGAAUUAAUUUAGGCUUAUCACUACGACUUCAGACUGUUACAGUAAGUGCGUACAGUUUUCCAACAGACCUUGAAUGCAACAUUAACAGCUCACAUUGCGCUUCAGCAGGACGCAUCAGGCACAAAGAGGCACCAAACUCUGAUGAAGCAUCCACAGUCAUCAUCAUCAUCAUCAUCAUGUCUCUGCCGGUGCAGUUUGGUGCUCUGAGGACCAGAGAGCUGCGAGAGCUGCUGGAGGACGAAGACAAAAUAAAUCACAUCAUCAGCUGCAGUGAGAAGUUUCAGCAAAUGCACGGGGCUGCAGAGAGGAUCCUGGUUUCAAAUCAAAAGCUGGCAAAAGUCGGUCUUUCCCAAAAACCCACAUUUAGAGAUGCCAAGUUGCUACUUGCAAUGAAGUACAAGGAGCUCGAAAAACUGAGGAGCCUCAUCCAGGCCAAACAUGAAAAACUGGCAGACAAGCACAGGUUGCCCCAUGCCCAGUGGUGUCUCCUGAAUAAGAUCAGUCACGCUGAGGAGGAGUGUGAGCUGCUGUUUCAGAGGUUUGCGGAGGGGAAAACGCCACUGGCAGAUUUUUUGGAUUCAUUUCUCAGCACGCGAAAACUCCAACACAUCAGUUUGGUCCUGGUGAAGAAACUCCAGGAAACGACUGAACUCAAACCAGCACAAAGCCUCAGAGAGACUCACGCUGACGCUCAGCAUAACGCCUGCCUUCCUCUCUGCGGUCUAACCUCAGCUGUGGUCUUACCCGCCUGCUGCCACACUCCGGUUCUGCUGCCCUUUGCUACCCAUGCAAACUCUGGCUCCUGUCUACAGUAUUUACCAUUUUGCCCUGAUUACAGCCAGCACCUGCGGGUAGGAGUUCAUGGACGAGGCCCCAGAUGGCCAGCGAGACCUACACGCCUUGAGCCGCUGAAGAUGCAGCAGAGGAAGCAUCAAGAAGCACCACACUGAGAUGACAUGUUUUAGUUUUCCAUUAGGGUUAAUGAGGUGGAAAUGGUCGCUGAGUAAAGUUUCCACAGCGUCAAGUAUUAAAACCUGAUUGGUAUCGAACAGCAGGCGUUGGAUGCUUUUACAGAUUUUGAGUUUGUUUAAAUUUUUAUUUAUUUCUUUCAUGAGACAUUUCCUGAUUUAAGUCAUAACUUAAGGAAUAUUUGAGUGUUGAGGCAAAGAAAAUUCAAAAGUGUAAGAGAGUUGAAUGAAAGAAUGAAAGUCUUUCAUUCACCACACAGAGAGCAGGUCUGAAUAUGUCAUCAAACUUUCAUCAUUUUGUGCACUAAGAGUUUCUUCAUUUACUGGAUGCCCAUUUGUUUGUCCAGCACACAUGUGAAAGCGAGAAAACAACCCGUGAGUUUAAACAGCUGAGUGAACAAAGGGAACACGGUAAAGAACAUAUUUAUGGUUCCUUCAGUCUGAAAAGUGGUGACCAGCUGAUUCAGUGAACAUGAACUGCUCAGUGACACCUGAUAUCUCUGAUCGUCUGUGUGCCGAGACUCCUGCCAAGGUCAGCAAAGGACCACAAACAACUCUUUAUUUACUUCAAGCUCGCAGUUCAUCCUCACCUUUAGCAGUACGUUUUACAUUAGAGGCCGUUCGGGUAACCUUCUAAAACUCACCAAUUUGUUCAAUAUCUUUGUGUUUCCUUCCUUCAUUAACUCGCCUAAACACUCACGAGGGUUAGCCAGGGUGCCAUAUGGCCCAGUACAGCUUGCCAUACAAAUUCAGCCAUGGAGAAACCUCACUGGCACUACAGGAGAUGAUUAGCAAGGUGGAGCUUGUUCAAAGGCUUCUGUUACACCACAGACUUCAGUUACAUCUUUGUCAGCAGCCUCUUUUGUCCCACAACACUCAAAUUGGGCAAUUUUCUUGUCUGUCAGCUGAU